Molecule: messenger RNA, 1632 nt
Organism: Neurospora hispaniola
Lineage: Eukaryota; Fungi; Ascomycota; Sordariomycetes; Sordariales; Sordariaceae
Product: fatty acid desaturase-domain-containing protein
Exons: 3
Coding region: 83-1480 (465 amino acids)
Biological process (GO): lipid metabolic process
Source: RefSeq, a predicted model, not a curated record
CCGGGACACCCCUCCCCGACAAUCACCGGCGCCAGGCCCGAACCAAGACCGAAACGAGAACAAGCGAUCCGCGACCAAGACAAUGGAACACAUUGUCUUCGCCCACGACCUCACCAAGGCCGAUCGUGUGGUCUUGCAGACGUUGGCGACCGAUUACAGCGACCACUUGAAGGCGAAGGAGAAGGGCAAUUCGGAUUCAGCAUAUGCGUCGGCGAGCGAUACGGAGACAACAGGGACAGAAGAGACAGAUACAAAUACGAACGGCGGUGUAAACAAGGAUGCUGGAGGUUACCAAAAAGCUUCAGCCACCCGCAACGAAGCAGCCGUCACCCAUCUCUCCGCCCUCAACGACCCCAAAUCUUCCUCCUUCGAACCCUCCAUAACCAACUUCUUUGACCUCGCCGACCUGCAAUCCUUCCAAUGGCUCCCUCCCUCCCUCCUCUCCGCCUACCAGCAAUGGGCCACCUCCCUCAUCCGCGUCCCAACCGACAUCCUAAUGAUCACCCACCUCCUCAUCUACUUUUCCACCACGGUGCCCUCCGCCUUUUACCUUCUCUUCGUCCGCUUCUCCUGGCCGCACGCCAUCCUCCACGCCAUCCUCAACGGCUGGUACGUGGGCACCUACACGCUGAUGAUGCACCAGCACAUCCACAUGCGUGGCAUCCUGACCAAGGACAAAUGGUGGACGAGGGUAUUCGACGCCGUGUUUCCCUACGUUUUGGACCCCCUGAUGGGCCACACCUGGAACUCGUACUACUACCAUCACGUCAAGCACCACCACGUUGAAGGCAACGGGCCGGAUGAUUUGUCUUCGACGAUCCGGUACCAGCGGGAUGAGUUCAGCGAGUUUGCCAAGUACGUCGGCCGAUUCUAUUUCCUGGUGUGGUUGGAUCUGCCGCUGUAUUUUGCGCGCAAGGGACGGUAUGUGCAGGCGGCCAAGGCGGCGUUUUGGGAGUAUUCUAGCUAUGCCAUGUACAUUGCCAUGUGGAACUUUGCGCCCGGGGGAGGGAAGGCGGUGUUUUGGACGAUGGUGUUGCCGUUGAUGGUGCUGAGGGUGGCGUUGAUGGUGGGUAAUUGGGGACAGCAUGCGUUUGUGGAUGAUGAGGAGCCGGAGAGCGAUUACAGGAGUUCGGUGACGUUGGUGGAUGUUGCUUCCAACCGCCACUGCUACAACGACGGCUACCAUACUUCCCACCACCUCAACCCCCUGCGCCACUGGCGCGAACACCCCGUGGCUUUCCUCAAGGGCAAGGAAACCUACGCGGCCAACAAUGCGCUGGUUUUCCAUAACAUCGAUUAUAUCAUGAUUACCGUCAGGUUGAUCAUGAAGGAUUACAUGACGCUGGCCAAGUGCAUGGUGCCCAUUGGCGAGUUCCAGAUGAACAUGACGCUCGAAGAGAGGGCGGCGUAUCUCCGGAGGCAUACGAGGAGGUUUACUGAGGAGGAGAUCAAGGUCAAGUUUGGAAAGAAGGCCAACUAAGGGGAUCUUGAGUGCGAAGAGAAAUGAGGUGAUGGAUCUAAUGGGAUGAUGAGUGGUUUGGGUUGAUUUGGGAUACAUGGUCCCAUUGAUGAUCAUGGUGCAGGUGCUGGAUAUUCAUCUGGAUCGUCCUUGAGCGGAACACUGUCUGAAAA